Messenger RNA from Glarea lozoyensis ATCC 20868, 555 nucleotides. RefSeq names its product peptidase M48 Ste24p. Bases 1 to 555 code for a protein of 184 amino acids. NCBI's taxonomy places the organism in Eukaryota, Fungi, Ascomycota, Leotiomycetes, Helotiales, Helotiaceae. Gene Ontology annotation, cellular component: membrane. The record is from RefSeq and is a predicted model, not a curated record. Gene Ontology annotation, molecular function: metalloendopeptidase activity. The transcript is spliced from 3 exons.
AUGCCCUUCUCCCAACAAAGUCUUUGGCGAUUUGUUGUCAUUCGCAGUAAUACAUACCAGGCUUGUCAUAGGGAUUACGGCGCGGGUUGCAGUAUGGUCUGGCUAACUACUGCAUACAUUAAUCAGUGCAGUAGGGAUGAUAUGUUAGCUUUUAUCUUGUGCCAUGAAAUAUCUCAUGGCAUUUGCGCUCACGGAAAGGAGAAGACCAAACUCAGACUCUCUAAAGCUCCUGCUCAAGAGCAGGAGGAGCUGUCGUGGAAGCUCGAGUACGAGGCAGACGAAGUUGGAAUGCGACUAUGUGCAAGAGCGGGAUAUAAUCCAUAUGCUGCGCUAUUAUUCUUCAAAUUGCGUUUACAUCACAAGAAGACAUCGCUCCCAAUCGGGCAAAACCCUCAUCCAUCUCCUGCUCAACCGGUCGCCAAAUUACAAAGUGGGGUUCAAGAAGCAAUAAAGGAAUAUGAAGAAUCAAACAAACAAAAUACCUCGAUAGCAGACUGGCAGAAGACGAAAUGGGAAAGCUAUUGGAAUCCUUUUCAUAACUAUGACCUGCCGUAG